AUGUCAAUAUUCAGCAGACUUGGUUUUGGAGAUAUUGUUUUAUCUCCGUUGUCACCAAGUGCAGCAGAAAAUAAUUCUUUGACUUUGACAUGUACUAACAGCGGAGAUGAAAGUGAUACACUUUUCAUUUGGAAGCGUGUAAUGAGAAAUGAAUCUGCAUAUAAUAUAAUUGGACUUAUAAAUGCAUCAUGUAAUGCUGUCCUACAACCUGUAGACACAAAUGAGUAUGAGUAUGGCUGUCCCAGCAGAAAACAAUACACUUGGACAAUCAAAAAAGUUACCAGAGAAAAUGAAGGAGAUAAAUACCAGUGUACAGUCGAUUCUCCAGGAGCAAACAAUAGUAAUGAGGUGAAAAUUUCUGUUCAAAUUCCAAUAACUAGUGUUGAGUUGAUAACACCAACCAGUUCAAUUGUAACUGUCAUGGAAAAAACAGAAACAGAAUUCAAAUGUAAAACAUCCGGUGGCCUUCCAGAAGCUACUGUCACAUGGUAUAAAAACAAUGGUACAUCUAGCCAACCAGGAGAUGAAGUUGCUAUAUAUGCAUUAAUAAGCUCAUCAUCGGUUACUGUUAAUGGUCUUAAAGAAGUAACAAGUAUAUUAAGAUAUUUAUUGUCACGAAAUGAAAAUGGAUUUACAGUGUACUGCAAAGCAAGUAAUACUGCUGGACAAACACCAAUUAUUUCAACAAGAAAGCCACAGCUGAAUAUUCAGUAUCCACCGGGUUUCCCACAUAUAAUAGAUUUCAUUGAUGGUGUGGAGUAUAGGGUUAUAGAAAACACUCAGGGACAGCUUUCAUGUAAAAUAUCCGGGGGAAACCCGUUACCUACUUUAGCAUGGGACUGUUAUAACAGUGGCACACUUGUGGCAACUAGUGGCGAUACAGUUGCAAACAACCAUACAUGGGUUGCUAAACGUGGAAAAGAUAAAAUAUGUCAUUGCCGUUCUUUUCAUUACAGCGGAUCUAAAUCGGUGUCUAUCAACAUUAAAGUCCUAUAUCCUCCAGUAAUACCCACUUUCAUAAUACAUGGAACAGUUGUAAGUGGAACUAUAUCAGUUAUCAAGAACAAUGGAUUUUCAGUUAAUUGUAGUAGUUCUUCAAAUCCAAUUCCUACAUAUAUAUGGACUUCUUUAGACAUUUACAACAGGUCUGGAUCAACACUUAAUGUAAAUAAUAUACAGGGCGAAAGUAGAUAUACAUGUGAAGUACAGAACACGAUGAAUCCUACAACAGGUGUUAAUGUCACGAGUAGUAACUCCUCAUAUUUUGAUGUACAAAUGCUAUACGCUCCAUCAAUACCAACAUUUAAUUACUGGAAUGCAAACGGACACUCGAUACCAACACGAUCAUUAGAUGUUAUAAAAGACGAUACGUUUAAAGUAGCUUGUAUAUCUGACGGCAAACCGUCGCCAGCAUACUACUGGGAUAAUCAUGGUAACAACAGAAUACUGACAAUAACCAGGAUUGAAAGUGAUAAAACAAGUAGUGUUUGUAAAGCCACAAAUACAAUGAAAGAAACAGUAGGACAAACGUUGACAAGAUCCGCUUCCGCUGUUUUAACAAUAAAUGUUUUAUACCCGCCUUCGGUUAUAACAUUGAUGUAUGAAAACGGACAUAUUUUAACAACAACUCUGAAAGUCAGGGAAGGAACACCAUUCAAAAUUACAUGCAGUAGUAACAGCAAUCCGCCUUCUUUCUACAACUGGACGGGGACAGUCUCUUCAACGUCUGCUGUAUUGAAUGUGAACAAAGCUAUGAAGUCGCACGCCGGAACAUCUACGUGUAAUGUAGAAAAUGUAAUGUUGAGGACAUUUGCCAAUCCUGAAAUACAGAAAACAGUUAGAAUCAGUAAACGCUUGGACCUUACAAUUUUAUACCCCCCUAGGAUAGGAGAUUUAAGUAAUAUAAGUGUUGUUGAAGAUUCUCCGUUGAACGUUUUGUGUCCUGUCACUGUUGGUAAUCCUCCACAGACUACAUUUGAAUGGUUACGAGAAGGACGGGUGUGGACAACAACUCAACAACUAACAAUAGAUGCGGUAUCUAGGUCUGAUGCAAUGUUCUAUACUUGUAAAGUAACUAAUACAAUGCAAGCAACCGGAGAGAAGGCUGUUUCCUUUGAUGUAACAAACUCAUUUUAUCUCAAUGUAUGGUAUAGUGCAAAAGUACAGAAUUUUUAUAUUUAUGGAAACGAAGGGAAAUCUUAUGUUGUCAAAAAUGAGCACGACAGAGUUGUGUUUAUAUGUGUGGUCGAUAGCAACCCUGGAUCUAAUAUGUCUUUGACAUACUCUAGGGAAGUCUUAGAGACGAAAAAUAACGUAAAACAAUUAACACAUGUUGUUGGUUCAACAAAAUGCACUAUGAAUGGAGAAUAUAAAUGUAUUGGAUACAAUCAGUACAAUAAUGAAUUUUCUCAUCAGACUAUUGACCUGUUUAUCAAUUGUUCUCCACGCCCAUCGCCUUUUGUUAUUCUGAGGGACACCGUUAGCAGUGCACAGCAUAUUCCCGCUGUCUUAACGUUUACUACACUGGCUUAUCCGGAAACUGCGUUAGAAUUUAAAUGGUAUAGAUGGUAUAAAAAUGUGUGGCAGCAAGUUUCAAACAGUAAAGAAUUUCAAAUAGAUACAUUGAAUCUACAGACAAAUCUAACGAUCAAAUAUGUUAACAGGACAUAUUAUGGAGCAUAUCAACUUCAAGUUAGAAACUCUAUUGGAAGUUACACACAGCUGUUUUACCUUAGAUCAGAAGAUAUACCAGAGAGUCCGCGAGACUUUCGGCAUUUAUGUGAACAACUGGGAGAAACAUCAAUUACAGUACAAUGGAUACCAGGUUUGGAUAAUGGUCCGCGUCAGACAUUUGUACUACGAUACAGAAAAGGCUUAGACAAAAAUUGGAGAGAAAUAGAAAUUUCUGAUGAAGGACAGGAUAUAAUGAACUAUACAGUUAGUUCACUAAUCAGUGGAACUCAAUAUGAAGUAGUUUUAUAUGCAAGAAACAAGGUCGGAACUUCAAGUCAAUCUAAUGUUUUGAGGAUCAAGACAGAAAGAUCAUCAGAGUGUGAAAUUAAUAGUCGUUUAAAUGAAAGCACAUUGGCAAUUGUCGUUGGAUGUGUCCUCGGAAUCGUCAUCAUUUUAUUAGCAUGUUACGCAGGUUAUAUCACCCUAUUGCUGAAGAGAAAAAUUGAUGGGAACGUUCAAAAUGAAGUACAAUUGGCGAUAAGAAAUGGUGCCCCAAUGUAUGCUAAUAUAUCAAAUUUAGCAAUUGAAGGUCGUGAACAAGACUUGGCAGAUAUGCCAAAUUCCAUGCCUCCAAGAUUAAACUCUGAUGAUGUCACUGAGUACAUGACACUUGAUGAACAGUUAAGGGAGAACAUCGAGACAUAUAACAAUAUAAAUGUUAACGGUUAGCAGCUGUGAAAUUAGAAUGACUGGAAGUAAAAAAGAAUUGCAGACAGUAUAUACUUAUUGAUGUAGGAAUACGAAUCAAAUAAUAUCCGUAUUUCAAUAAAAAAACGUUAGGACGCAUAUGUAUAUCAAACGUAAUCACAUGCCGGAUUGAAUUUUAAAAGGGAAACAUUUGAAAUUCUACAACCACAAGACUGAUAGCUUAGAUAUAAGUGUAUCAUUAUAUAAAUAGUCUCUAAAUGCAGUCUGUGUACUUUGUAAUGAUUUCAAAAAUAUAUUGUGCGUUCUACAAAUCAUCAACAUUGUGCUUUAUAACGAAUUAUAUCGGGUUACUUCCUUUAAGUAUUACACAGACUUAUUUCAUAUAAGUCGGCCAUUUUAAGCAUGAAAAGUAAAUAUUUCUUCAACUGCCUUACUUCUUUUUUAAAGACAUAUUAGACUGAAACAAGUCUACCUGCGGUUGUGACAAAAGUAAAGAAGAAACGCUUUAUUUGUAAUAGUCGCACAAUGUGAAAAUAAGGCAGAAAAAAAUCAUCUUAUACAUUGAUAAUUUUAAGAAUAUCUCGUAUGAACAAAUACAACCUUAGUUGAUGUUGCAUUCAUUCAUAAGAAAUAGUGGGGUUUUGCGACAUGUGGGAAUCUUAUUACUUUUAUCAUUUCUUAUGUCAUUUAUGUAGAUCAUUUUGUGCGAAUGCAUAUUGCUAUCCUUUUUUAUGUACAACAUGGAGCAAUCUAUAUAUAUGUUUCGUAUCAUGUUCUAGAAAAUACAGCGUAACCAUGACAUAUGUUCUAUGUUUAUAACACGUAUCAUUUUACUUUUAUUAAAACAUAAAUUAAAGAAUAUCGCAAAAAAUAGCAAAACAAAAUAUAUGCAUUAAGAAUUAUAAGCAUAGAAAUAGAUUUCACGAUAAAAUA
Messenger RNA from Ruditapes philippinarum (Manila clam), 4314 nucleotides. Its product is annotated as synaptogenesis protein syg-2-like. Gene Ontology annotation, molecular function: cell adhesion molecule binding. Lineage: Eukaryota; Metazoa; Mollusca; Bivalvia; Venerida; Veneridae. Bases 1 to 3402 code for a protein of 1133 amino acids. Gene Ontology annotation, cellular component: cell-cell junction. The record is from RefSeq and is a predicted model, not a curated record. Gene Ontology annotation, biological process: cell-cell adhesion. The transcript has 14 exons.